Eurypyga helias (sunbittern) is the source of this 444-nucleotide messenger RNA. RefSeq names its product protein FAM101A-like. The record is from RefSeq and is a predicted model, not a curated record. Gene Ontology annotation, molecular function: filamin binding. The coding region runs from base 1 to 444 and encodes 147 amino acids. Lineage: Eukaryota; Metazoa; Chordata; Aves; Eurypygiformes; Eurypygidae. The transcript is spliced from 2 exons. Gene Ontology annotation, cellular component: actin filament bundle. Gene Ontology annotation, biological process: skeletal system morphogenesis; negative regulation of bone mineralization involved in bone maturation; actin filament bundle organization.
AUGCCUUACCUGCUCCUGAACCCAUCCACGCCAGAGAUAAGGCCUCGGAUGUACCCUGUGUUUUUUGGAGAAAGCAUUGAGGUCAGCCCCGAGCCCGUGCAGGAAAUCAGGUGCAAUUCCGAAGUGAAGUACGACUCCGAGAAGCAUUAUCGGGAUGACAUCUUCUACGGCCCCAUCCCCACCGUCACCACCUACAGCGAAACCGUCAUCGCUGCUCCCAACUGUACCUGGCGUAACUACAAGUCCCAGCUGAUCUUUGAGCCCCGCCAGAAGCCGCUGAGGUUUCAGAGCACGACCAUCAUUUUUCCUAAGCGUGCCAAGAACAUUUACCGGACCACCCUCAACUACAGCUUGGGUUGUGCCAAGCGUUGGUUUGCCUCCAGCGUGCAGCUGGAACUCUGCGAGGAAACCAGCCCGUGCGUCAUCUACAGUGAGACCCUCUGA